Egretta garzetta (little egret) is the source of this 1363-nucleotide messenger RNA. RefSeq names its product MOB kinase activator 1A (gene MOB1A). Gene Ontology annotation, molecular function: protein kinase activator activity. Gene Ontology annotation, biological process: positive regulation of protein phosphorylation; hippo signaling. The record is from RefSeq and is a predicted model, not a curated record. Lineage: Eukaryota; Metazoa; Chordata; Aves; Pelecaniformes; Ardeidae. Gene Ontology annotation, cellular component: nucleus; cytoplasm.
UGUUACUGGGAAGGGAAUGCUGUUAAAGGACUCACUGGAAAUGUGUUCUCUCUUGUCAGUGGGAGUCGAUCUUCGAAAACAUUCAAACCCAAGAAGAAUAUUCCCGAAGGCUCCCAUCAGUAUGAACUCUUGAAACAUGCAGAAGCAACUCUGGGGAGCGGUAACCUUAGACAAGCGGUUAUGUUGCCGGAGGGAGAGGACCUUAACGAGUGGAUCGCAGUUAACACGGUGGAUUUCUUCAACCAAAUCAACAUGCUGUACGGGACCAUUACGGAGUUCUGCACGGAGGCGAGCUGUCCGGUUAUGUCUGCAGGACCAAGGUACGAGUACCACUGGGCGGACGGCACCAACAUAAAGAAGCCGAUCAAGUGCUCGGCUCCAAAGUACAUCGAUUACUUGAUGACGUGGGUGCAGGACCAGCUGGAUGACGAAACGCUUUUGAAUAUCGGCGUCCCUUUUCCCAAGAACUUCAUGUCGGUGGCCAAGACGAUCCUAAAGCGGCUGUUCCGCGUGUACGCCCACAUCUACCACCAGCACUUCGAUUCCGUCAUGCGGCUGCAGGAGGAGGCCCACCUCAACACGUCCUUCAAGCACUUUAUCUUCUUUGUGCAGGAAUUCAACUUGAUCGACCGGCGGGAGUUGGCUCCUCUGCAGGAACUGAUUGAGAAGCUGGGCUCCAAGGACAGAUAAACUUUCCCUGGGGGGACCCUUCGGCCGCUCCUUUCCGCUUCGUACGCCAGCCACUUCUGCGCUUCGCCUUCAGCAACGCAAGCCCCGAGAUGCCAGACGGCGCUCCGAGCGGCAUCAGAGGCCAAGCGCCGCUUCCACCGCGCGGCAGCCGCAGACCUGCCUCGUUUCAGGAGUCGCUGGCUGCGCCGCGCCGACUCGCCCCGUGCAGCCCGCUUGGUUUUCUCGGCGACAGUGCUGGAGUCUGGCAAGAGCUGCGGUCUGGCUGAGGAUGGGAUUCGGAGCAGGUUUUGUUUCCCACGGGCGCGGGGUGAAGUUCAAGUGCUGCGCUGCUGCUUUCGGCUCCCAGAGGCAAAGGUUUCCUCUGGCUCCCACGGACACAGUGCCUGUCUGUCAGCAGCCCAGCAGGGGCCGAGCCCAGGGCGAGAGCAGAGUGGCUCAGCUUAUUUUUGGAAGUGCUUUUUUUGGAUGAGGUGCACUUAGAGCCUAAGCUCCCCUUUGGCAGCGGCGGAAAAGAAGUGCCUGACCCGAGGGGAGCCUGUCCUGGUGUUCCCAGCGUGGUGGGGGGAGGGACCCUACUUGUGUGGCAAGGCAAUAAUGAUAUACUGAUAAAUAAAGUUUCUCCUUCCUGCUCUUCUUUCAGAGGAAGAAGGGGAUGGCUUUCAUCUUCCCCCCC